This is a messenger RNA of Symbiodinium sp. CCMP2456, 201 nucleotides long. The record is from the annotation of a GenBank genome assembly. Lineage: Eukaryota; Dinophyceae; Suessiales; Symbiodiniaceae.
AUGGGCUUGGAGGCCGCCAAGAUCGGCACAGAUUUGGUCGGCAUGGGCGUGAAGGCACAGAAAGAUGCCAACACGGCCUUCACCAACAUGGGCGUGAAAGCCAACACCGAGGUCCUCAAAGCAGAGACCAAGGCAAACAACUUCUUCAACAAAGUCAGGGAUGGCUUCACCACCGGCUUCACCUCGGGCCUGAGCCGCUGA